AUGUCUUCAUUGAAACUUCAUCAACAGAGAUUUGAUUACUUUUUAGUACUUGAUUUUGAAGCAACCUGUGAGCAAAAUGCCAAAAUACAACCGCAGGAGAUCAUAGAAUUCCCUGUGUUAAAAGUUAACGGUACAACAUGGGAGACAGAAUCGAUCUUUCAUCAAUAUGUUCGACCUGUACACCACCCACGACUCACCACAUUUUGUACCGAACUCACUGGUAUAAUACAGAAUCAAGUUGAUGAACAGCCUGAUUUCAUUGAAACAUUCAGGUUAUUUGAAGAUUGGAUGCACAAAGAAAAAUUGCUAGAUGGCAUGAUGACCAGUGUAUUUGUCACUUGUGGAGAUUGGGAUCUCAAAACUUGGUAA
Messenger RNA from Helobdella robusta, 369 nucleotides. RefSeq lists its product as hypothetical. The record is from RefSeq and is a predicted model, not a curated record. Gene Ontology annotation, biological process: exonucleolytic trimming to generate mature 3'-end of 5.8S rRNA from tricistronic rRNA transcript (SSU-rRNA, 5.8S rRNA, LSU-rRNA). Gene Ontology annotation, molecular function: nucleic acid binding; 3'-5'-RNA exonuclease activity. The transcript has 4 exons. The coding region runs from base 1 to 369 and encodes 122 amino acids. NCBI's taxonomy places the organism in Eukaryota, Metazoa, Annelida, Clitellata, Rhynchobdellida, Glossiphoniidae.